Messenger RNA from Mesocestoides corti, 2478 nucleotides. Lineage: Eukaryota; Metazoa; Platyhelminthes; Cestoda; Cyclophyllidea; Mesocestoididae. The record is from the annotation of a GenBank genome assembly.
AUGUGUGAGGUAACGUUUGGGGACGUCGAUUGCGGUGCCAAUGAUUCAUUAAUAAGGGAUGAGGACAAUCAGUGGGCUGCAUGUGGGCGAAAGUUACAAAGAGGAGAUAUUUUCAUUAAAACGAGAGGACAAACUGAAAUAUUGGUUGAGGACAGUAGUGCACCCUUCCCCGAUCUACCUCCUGAACUAUGCGACCCGAUGCGCCGAAAGAUUACAUCUUUAAAACCCUCACUAACUCCCGGGGCAGGAACCCGUGUUGUGCGAAGAAGGAAGCCUGCAAGCCAUGUGUUUGUGGCGGAACCUAUCUCGGACUCCGAAGAGGCUUUUCGGCGUUGGAGAGAUGCGAUGCGUGCAGUGGCGCGACUACCUGAUGGUAUCCCACCUAAAUUUCGUCGACGUGUGUGGCUCGCUCUGGCCAAUCACCAGUUCAACGCACAGCAUUUAAAUUGGUUGCGUCUUAAGCAAAACCUCUUUGCUCCGCGCUGCGCAAAGACCGUGGAGGACGAACGUCUUGGUCGUCAGAUCGUCAAAGACCUCCACCGAACCGGUUGUGGCGAGCUUGUGGAAACAGAGGACGAUAGGGAGGCAUUGAAACGCGUGCUAACAGCUUACUCUCGGUGGAAUCGACGCGUCGGUUAUUGCCAAGGCUUCAAUAUCAUUGCAGCUGUUAUUCUAAAUGUCAUGGAGAGGAAUGAGGAGGAGGCACUAAAGAUUAUGAUCUUCCUCAUUGAUUUUGUACUCCCUGAGUCCUACUUCACAGGAAACCUGCAGGCUCUGUUCGUCGAUGUUGCCGUGUUCAGGGAAUUACUGGCUGUUCGUCAACCAGAACUGGCCGCACAUUUGCAGAAGCUACAGGAGGAUGCCGCCGUCGAGGACCCCAAGUUCUCCACCAUCGCGUCAACGAAGUCCUCCUCUGAGCCCCCACUGACAAAUCUGUACGCCAUUCAGUGGUUCCUAACCCUCUUCUCUACAUGCCUCCCGAUGGACGUUGUUCUGCGGACCUGGGAUGCCCUCUUCCUUGAAGGCUCAGAAGUCGGGCUCAGAGCCGGCCUUGUUGUGAUGGACAUCCUCUCAGAGGACCUCAUGAAGCUGACCUCGGCUGAUUCAUUUUACUCCAGCAUGAACCGGUGGAUGGAAGAGAUCGCAGAGGGUUCGGAUCGUUCGGGCAUGGAAACGCGGGACUUCAUCCGUCGCGUGUAUGAAAUCGCUCCUCUUCCGUGGCAGUUUGUGGGCGACCUGCGGAAGAACUACACCAACCGGAUCUCCAGCUGUCAAGGUGAAGAGAGCAUCCUGCUCUACGGUGACGUGUACUACGAACAGUCGAAGGAGAAGACAAAGUCCAAGUGGUGGCAAAUUAAGCCUAGACGACCGCUUGCCUGUUCAGACACGCCGGUGCAUUUACAGAAUCCGUCGAUGGUGCUGUGGGGCAGAGAGCACCUUGUCGGCUGCUUCCUUCACUUGGGCCACUUUCGACCGAUGCUGAGGGACAUGAAAGACGCUGUUCUGUGGGAACAGCUAGCACACAGCACCCUCCUAAAUUCUAUAAGACGCCGUGCCGAAGAUGGCGCAGAGGGGAAAGGAACUGAAGGUGGGACUGAAAGUGGCAGUGGCACCAACCACUCGCAGCCCAGUCUAUUCACGUCACCAUUGGACGGCCUUUUCAAGGUAAAUUCGCCUGAAGAACCCCUGAACGCAUCGGACGGAUUUUUCAACGAAUCGACAACCCCUGUGACGAAAUUUGACCUAUCGGACAAUGGAUCAACGGGCGAAUUGUCGGGGCUUAUCACUGAGGAGAAAACCUUGCCUCGGUUCCAAUGGUGGUUAGGGGCAAGCAAUCAGGACACUGACGCGCUUACAGAAGACAUCAACGACAAGUUACAAUCGAGAUGCCAAUGGCCUUUACCUACGACCAACGACUACUACGUCCCACAGACACCUGAAAAACCAACCACUUCUCGGCGAACUUCUAUUCAUGUCGACGACAGCGUGCUCCAAACUAUCGACGAGUGGCAAAGGAGGAAUGUGGUCGCAGUCUCCAAUGGCGACCCCGACGGAAUCGACUCGAAGGACUCCAACACUCCUCCUCUCUUCACUGCUUCGGAAAGUUCCCCUUCCUCUCCCACUCCCCAAAAAACUCUUUUAUCAAUUGCGGCACAAAAGAGAGUACUCGAUUACGGUCGGCAGAAUAAUGAGACAAGCCCCCCAGACUCGCCUAGCCUCACAUCUCUCUUGGCGAAAACUAUUCUUAGAGAUCGUGCGAAGCCAGCGGACGACUUCACCUCCGCCGCCACUCAGGAACCUGCAAGGGGGCUUAGUCCAGCCAACAUCGUGGAGGCGGCCUCACUCGAGCCCCGAGCGGCGCCGUCGUCGCCCCCGUGGGCCGCCGCGAUGUCCGCCAUCAGCGCCAGCACCGUCGUCCGCAAGAGGACGCGCGAUUCCAUCACGGCGACAGUUGACGGCGAGCCGAAAAGUCAUUAG